Symbiodinium pilosum is the source of this 3348-nucleotide messenger RNA. Lineage: Eukaryota; Dinophyceae; Suessiales; Symbiodiniaceae. The record is from the annotation of a GenBank genome assembly.
AUGGUGCAUGAUGCAUCUUUGGCGCGUGAUGAACGUGGGCCUUAUGGGCGAGUCAGAGCCGCCAAGCUUGAAGAUGAGGCUGAAGACAAGUGUCCGUUUUGUGGUUGGCCGCUGCAAAAGUGGUGGCCGCACAUACGCGCACCUGUCUUUCUCAACAGUGGCCCGGCCGAGAUUCGGCUUUGCCACCUGAAGUGCGCCGAGGAUGCCAUUAAUACGUUGGAGACCGCAAAGGUAAAGGUCGAGUCAGAGUUUGCCUGCAGCCUGCGGGAGCUGCUGCAACGAAGCCCAAACCUCUUUGCGCGCCGGGCAGCGGCACGUGUGAGUUUGGAGGAGGAGCGCCUGCACGAUGUCGCCACCAGCCAGGAGGGCCCUUGUUGGCCAUUUCGGGCUUUGCCACCGCCACCGAGUGCUGCCUUUGCCGUGGAGGGUAUCUUGGAGAUGAGGCUGUCAGCAUCGGUGCAGCUCGUGAAGAUACCAGGCGAGCUGGGCUUCGCGCGCAGUUUGGACACGUUGUGCUUGAUCUCCAACAGUUUAACCGAGCUUCCGCCCGAGGUGGGCCUGUUGACUGGACUCACACACCUCUACCUGAACGGGAAUUUUUUAGAAACCCUUCCAAAAGCAGUGUGCGCCUUGCCAAAGUUGCAAGAGCUCUGCCUUGAUGCAAACAAGAUCAAGGAGCUUCCUCCGAUCACCUCUGCAAAGCUUAUUCUGUUGACAGCGCCGGGUAACAACAUGGAGGAGGUCCCCCUGGUACCUCACUUGGAGAGACUCGAGGUGCACGGAAACCAGAUCAACAACAUUGUGACUUCCCUGGGAUCGCCAGUGAUGCACAAUCUCGUCACUCUCAAGGUGAUGGGAAAUCAGCUGCAGAAACUGCCAGAGGAGGUUUCGUACAUGACCAACCUGAGGAUCUUGUCUGUCGCGGAGAACCGCCUGACAUCUUUGCCGGAGGGCAUUGCAGCCUUACAAGGCCUGGAAUGGCUAUUGGCCUACGGGAACUGCCUCGGCGAGGUGUCCAGCAAAAUUGUUUCAGGCUGCAGAGGCCUUACAAGGCUGCUCUUGGAGGCCAACCCGUUAAAACCCGCAGUUGUGGCGGACCUCAUUGCAGAAGUCUCGAGGUCUAAUCUGAAGACCCUGGGCCUGGACACUCAGCAGGUGAGGGCUGCGCUGGAAGCUUCCACACUGGAGGAGCUGCCUCCAGCUGUCUCUGUGGGGACCGUACUGCCUCUGCGCGGUUCCAGCCAGAUCAGCUUGAAACUGACGCGAGCCUCGCAACUUCGACGGAAGCCAGGGGUCAAAUCAGUAGCUGAACCUGGUGGGCCUGCUGACCCGGUUGACAAGCCGGCAGAGCUCUUGAUUGUGGCCUUCGCAGCUUCACAGGGCGAGCCAGAGUGGCUGGGCUUUCUGCGGCGCCUCCUCGAACAUGGUAAGGUGGCGCCGCUGCCGCAACCCUUCGGUCACCUGACUGAUCUCUUGGAGGCAGAUGGUGCUGCGGAGCAGGACUUCGACAAGACCAUGUCCAGGUUCUGGUUUGGAAGCCCUUGCGGCAGCGCGACGUACCAAGAGCAGGAGGUUGAGGAGUCUGAAGCCCUGCCUCUUUUGGACUUCGACUUGCUCACAGCGGUCGACCAUCGCAUGCGCUGGUAUGCAGAAGAUCGACCGGCCCUCGAAGAAGCCUUGCGGAAACUGCGGCCACAUUACUCCAAAAUGCUUUGCGUUGGUGCUUCCAUGGGGGGCUUUGCUGCGCUGCUUCAUGGCGGUCUGGUGGCGGACGGCGUCCUGGCAUUGAAUCCUCAGGCCACUUUGACGGAGGCCCUCCUCCGGCCACCAGCAUCAACGCCACAAGACCUUCAGGACCUCACUCAGUCGCUUCUCGACUCGGCCAAAGCAGCUUCGGAUCGGGGUGCACAAGUCACAGUGCUUUGUGCUCAGAAGAUCGAGGAAGUGCGGAGCACUGCCAGCCUGCCUUCCUUGUUGAGGCUGACUUCACAGCUGGACGACAUGUUCGAGAGGCAUGCUGCUUUGCCUGUCUUGGACACCUUUAACGUAAAUUGCAAGCAGGAGGGUGCGCACAAGACCGUGGAUGCCUUUCUGAAGCACACGGGAAGCGAGAAGUCAAACACUCGAGUUCUGUUCAGAAAGUAUGCCACAGGCAAGGAUGGGGAUGGACACUCUGUACUCGAUCUUGCGGGUGCGACAGCUCUGGUCUCUGAGCUGUCAGACAAGCUGAAAAUCCACCACAAUUUCUUCUACGAUCUAGAAACACAAUUUUACCAGUUUGACUUCAAUGGUGAUGCGCGCUUGAACGAAGAGGAGACGAUCUGCAUGGUCCGCAGUAUACUGAAGCAACGGCGGUCAGCUGCAGGGGGCAAGCCCGAUGAUGCGCUGGUGCCGUACAAGACGCCCCGAGAAGCAGGAUACUACGUGGUCCGGGAGCUUGGCCGUGGAGGCCAGGGGGUCAUGUACUUGGCAACCAAGCAAGAGAGUGGAGGCUUCUUCCUAUGUAGGGAUGAUGAUGAGCAGCAGUACUGCAUCAAGUUCUACUCGAAGAAGGAUGCAAACGCGGGUACUGUGCAUGAGCUGGUGGAUGAGUUCUCGCGCAUGCGACAGUUUAAGAGCCAGUUUGUCGCCAAGACGUACGAGACUUUUCAGGAUGCGGACUUCUACUAUCUGGUCAACGAGCCGUACUUUGGGGGUGACUGGACCAAGCUUGCCCACAAGGCCCACGCGCAAGGCGUACAGAUGUCUGAGGACUGGUGGCGCAGCUUGUUUCGCCAAUGCGUCAGCGGUCUUGACUAUUUGCACAAGUCUGCCCAGAUGCACUGCGACAUCAAGGAGGCUAAUUUGAUGAUCAAAGAUGGCCACGACUUCUUGAGUCCCCAGGUGGUGUACAUCGAUUUCGGGCUGUCCCAAGCAUUCGCCAAGAAGCUUCAGAAUAUCUGCGGAACGCCUGGAUACAUACCUCCGGAGACGUGGAAUGAGUAUGUGUGGUAUCCUCAGGGCGAUAUCUUCAGCCUUGGAGUUGUUUUUUUCCAGAUGCUGGCUGGCCGCGUGCCUUCCGCCGACGGUGUCCACAAGGGCAUCUUCCAAGAGGGUGCUGAUAUGAAGCAAGUUGCAAAAGCCACCAUGCAGACUCCGCCCCCGUGGCAUGAAUUUCCACAGCAAUGGAGACAGCUGGGUGGAGUAAUUGCUGCAAUGCUGCAGAAAGAGCGAAUCUUGCGCCCGCGACCUGCAGCACUGCUUGUCGACCCAUGGUUUGCCUCUGACUCUGAUUCGCCGCUGCCGCGGGAGAAUCUCGCGCGGAUUGUGGGCGUAUCCAGAGAAGCAGUUUGCAGGACUUCAUUGUGA